Molecule: messenger RNA, 2594 nt
Organism: Cylas formicarius (sweet potato weevil)
Lineage: Eukaryota; Metazoa; Arthropoda; Insecta; Coleoptera; Brentidae
Product: zinc finger protein 471-like
Exons: 7
Coding region: 255-2420 (721 amino acids)
Biological process (GO): regulation of transcription by RNA polymerase II
Molecular function (GO): DNA-binding transcription factor activity; RNA polymerase II cis-regulatory region sequence-specific DNA binding
Source: RefSeq, a predicted model, not a curated record
GGCGUUCCUGCGUUGCAUUGUUGCACUGUUGUCACUUUUUGUUGUGUUAUUAUAGUUUGAAGUCAUUUUUUAAACUAUUUCCAGGAAGGAAUGUGUUUUUAGUCACCCGACGAACGUUUUGAGUGGCUUCGGAUGCUUCAAAGAGACUCGGAAUCGUCGAUAUUCGCCUGUAGGAGAGGCUGAAAUAAUGUAAGAGAGUGACCCUGAAACGUCGUGUCAACGUCACGUAGACUGUCGGCGGCGCGGAAUUUGAAAUGAUGGAAAGCGACAGCGGACGGGAGCUUUUGGAAAACGUCGUGAUUAACGGCGAAACCGACGCUCCUCAGUACAUAAGACUAUCAGAAACGUCUCAGAUUAUAAGCACAGAAUUAUUGCAGCAGCCGAACGGCUUAGUUGUAGAUUUAGCUGGCAAUGAUUUUAUUCCUGUAACUUACACUUCCGACGAUCUUUUAUCACAGGAAUUGACAGAGGAAGAUCGGAAUUUGGCAGCUGCGUUGGUCGCCGUUCAGUUAAGUCAACAGCAAAAACAGCAGCAGUUGCAUGAUGCAUCACUACCUAUCGUUGCUGGGAGUAAAAUUUUGGAGGAGUCUCAGUUGAUAUUGAGCCAAGACAAGAAUUCGGGAGCUUCGAGCUAUUUGAGAAUCGUUAAUUCCGAUAACCUGUAUGUGGAGCAGCAAGGCUUACAUAAGCUUGUGGACAAUGUAAGACUGGCAGGUACCUCUGCAGUUCAAAACGAUUAUGUCGAAGAACUGCCAAAAGUUAUUAUCACGAAAACAGAGGAAGAACGCGGAGGGGAUUCGGAUAGAGAGUCUGUCAGAAACGAGCACCGCACUUUGAAAAAAAGUUUGCCACACAAAAAGCGAAUAUCGAGGAAACUGAGGAAGAACAGCACCUUGAGCGUUAAGAAGUUUGUGUGCAAUUCGUGUGAUCAGACGUUUUCCAAUGACGACGAGUGCGCUGAGCAUGAAGCCGCGUGUCAAACUGCGCGGGCUUCAUCGGUCGCCUCGCCGUUCUCCUGCCAGCUAUGCAACACAUCCUUCCAGGAUCAGCUGAAGUUUUUUGAGCAUUUGAAGAAGCACUAUGAGCCUGGUGGUGGGGGCUUGGCGUCGGGGGAGCCGGAGGCACCGAAAAAGUUGGCCACGCCCCCCAAAGCUGAAAAAAAGUCCGCGCCAGAAGAAAAUCAGCCGCAGGAGACGCUACUGUCAAGUUUGCUGAGCCUGACGUGCAUCGAGUGCAAUAAAACCUUUCGGCGACAGAAGACGUUCGAGGCCCACAUGCGGGACGUGCACACGAACAAGAACGAGCCCCUCGACGAGUUCAGCGAGCCGGAAGACAUGAUGGCGGAUAUCAACGUGGUGGUGGACAACGAUCUCGAUGAUGACAACGACGAGGAGGACGACUCCAAGGCGUGGUACCGCGAAGAAGACCUCCAUCAGACCGAGGAGGACCUCAAAGAGUUGGAAGACAAGAACGAGCACGUUUGCCACAUCUGCAAGCAGCCUUUCGCGCUGAGGGCGAUUCUGCUCCAGCAUCUGGUUACGUGCCGCGUAGUAUCGGGCAAUAUGGAACCCACACCCGCCGUGAUCGUCCGCAAGAAAAACAAACGGGUCAAAGAAAAGCUGAACUGUUCGGAGUGCGACCGCGUAUUUAAGCAUAGGAACUCGCUCGUCUACCACAUGCGCAGCCAUACCGGCAUCAGACCUCACCAGUGUGAACUGUGCGGCAAGAGUUUCUUCGCAUCAAGCGCCCUCAAAGUUCAUCUGCGGCUCCAUUCCGGCGACAAGCCGUACGACUGCGAGCAUUGCGGCCGCAAAUUCCGGCAAUGGGGCGACCUCAAGUACCACAAGACGUCGAUACACUCGACCGAGAAGCAGUACCAAUGCGAGUACUGCGGCAAAGAGUUUGCGCGCAAGUACUCGCUGGUCGUCCAUCGACGAAUACACACGGGUGAAAGAAACUACAAGUGUGAAUAUUGCGGCAAGAGUUUUCGCGCCUCAUCCUAUUUGCAAAACCACAGAAAAAUCCACACAGGCGAGAAACCACACAAUUGUUCGCUUUGCGGGAAACCCUUUAGGGUGAGAUCGGACAUGAAACGCCACGAGAAAACGCACGGGAAAGCGGUGGGCCAGAAGACGUCUGGCAAUGCCGCAACCAAAGUUUUUAAGGUACACAAAAGCGAAGUUGAGGAAAACGAUGAGUCGAACGAGUUGCACAUUGGCGAGGAGGAAGAGGCGGCAGAACAUAUUCUGGAGGAAUAUGCCCAGCCAGACUCCUUGGAAAACAUAAACGCCAUGGGAAUAUCCAAAAGGAAUCUGUACACCAAUGGCCAUGAACUAUUUUUGGUCACUUACCCAAAUGAAAUAGCACCCAGGACAACAGUAGAAACCACAGCCAACUGGAUUCACACAACGAACACUUAAAUAGUGUACGUUUUUCUUUUUUAAACAAUAAGACACUCUGUAUAAAUCGCAGUUUUUCUAACAAUCAGGUUUUUAGAUACCUAUGUGUUCCAUUUCAUUAGGUAAGAGUGUUUUGUCACGAAUGUAUUUUUCUUUUUUUUUUUCGUAGAAGGCAAUUUAUUUAUAAAUAAACAA